Thalassophryne amazonica is the source of this 755-nucleotide messenger RNA. RefSeq names its product multiple epidermal growth factor-like domains protein 6. The coding region runs from base 198 to 755 and encodes 185 amino acids. Lineage: Eukaryota; Metazoa; Chordata; Actinopteri; Batrachoidiformes; Batrachoididae. The transcript is spliced from 5 exons. The record is from RefSeq and is a predicted model, not a curated record. Gene Ontology annotation, molecular function: protein binding.
CGUCUGCGGCACGUGGCGCGGACGCAUCACUUUUGGAACUUCCGUGCGUCCGACCCGUGCACGCGUCUUUGGACUUUUUUUUUCCAACUCGGAUGUUUGACUUCACUACAUUUUGAUUUCAUGGAUCACUGCUUUGUAACGUGGAUGAGCCCGCGAGAACGUGUGCGUUUUUGAAAACGUGAGCAAAGAAGAGGACGAUGGAGGGCUUGAUUUUGACUUUUGUCCUCUUUUUUGUUAAAGAGAAUCGAGCGUUUCGUUUGGGCGACGAUCUUCAGCCCUACAUGCCAAAUGUGUGUGUGGAGAGGGAGCUGGCGCUGGUAGCCCAGAGGCAGCCGUGCGUGCAGGCUUUCACACGUAUGGUUAAAGUGUGGAAACAAGGCUGCGUGGGACAGACGUGGUGCACAGGCUAUGAGAGGAGGACGGUUUACUACACAGCGUACAGACAAGUGUACCGACAGGAUUACCAGACUGUGUAUAAGUGUUGUCCCGGAUGGUCUCAACUCAAUGGAGAGGCAGGGUGCCUGUACCCCGUCUGCAGGUACGGUGUGUGCUUCAACGGAGGCCGCUGUCGAGGGGGAGCCGCUCAUCUGUGUGACUGUCCGCCUGGCUUCAACGGGCCCAGCUGUCAGUAUGGUGAGUACAGACACCAUCAACAUGUUCUGUGUUCAAAGGCUCUGUGUUUUUUAUUGCACAAUGCAUAUAGGGGGCACUAUCACACCGGUGAUGACUGUGACACCAGUGUAAAGGCCCCCUGA